Messenger RNA from Toxoplasma gondii ME49, 375 nucleotides. RefSeq names its product 1-phosphatidylinositol 4-kinase. Gene Ontology annotation, molecular function: 1-phosphatidylinositol 4-kinase activity. The transcript is spliced from 2 exons. Gene Ontology annotation, biological process: phosphatidylinositol phosphate biosynthetic process; phosphatidylinositol-mediated signaling. The record is from RefSeq and is a predicted model, not a curated record. Gene Ontology annotation, cellular component: membrane; cytoplasm. The coding region runs from base 1 to 375 and encodes 124 amino acids. NCBI's taxonomy places the organism in Eukaryota, Apicomplexa, Conoidasida, Eucoccidiorida, Sarcocystidae.
AUGUCUGUGUUUCCUGGCACGCUGGUAGUUAAUGGCAUUUCCCAGUUUGAAACGUCGCAGGUGUGCAUUGGCGCCUUACGACCCCAUGGUGGUGUGACAUGGUGCUUCGGCUUUGCUUCAGCUUACAUCCGAUGCGUCUUGGUGAAGGGCGGAGACGACUUGCGACAGGAGCUGCUGGCGUCUCAACUCGUACGACAGUUCAAGGCAAUCUUCGACGAGGCGCGUCUUCCUCUGUGGCUCCGGCCCUACGAAAUCCUCGUUACUGGGUCGAACUCAGGUAUGCAAGUCGUCGGCAUUCGCUGCAUGUGCGAGGCAGGUGUUGGCACGUUGUCUCAGGCUCUCUUUAAGGUCAGGCGCGUGUUCCAUGUAGGCUGA